AAACGAAACUACUCCCAACCCAAAUCUAAAUCCAACUCCUCAUCCAUUAAGAACAGUUCGAAUCCAAUCAUCAUUAGUCUCUUCUUCCUCUAUUUAUCCAUCUCCACGUAAUUAAUCUGAUCCAUUAAUUACUUAAUUACCUGUCCCUCGCCGUUAAUUACUUCUUGGAUGACCCACCACGCCAUAACAAACAACAAGAGAUCGAUCUCCCGUUCCUUCUUCGACAACUCCACCAUCGCCUCCUCCUCCUCCAUGGAGCGUUUCCCGGCCGGGGCCGAUGUCAACGGCGACUCCCCCGCCGGCAGUCCCAGCAAAGACCCCCCCUUCCUCUGCCGCGCCCGCGCCCUGGACUCCUUGGACGCCGUCAAGCAGCGCGCCUACCGAUUCGACGGCCUCGGCAACUACGUCGACAAGGCCUGGGACCUCUCCGAGGCUGCCGCCUGCCCGAAGGAGUUCCACUGGUACCACGUUGAGCUCCCUCGCGGCAAUGUCAAGGGCUUCCGCAACCCGCGGCUCGCCGUCUCCACCCAGUGCCUCAUCGACGCCCUCUGCCCGCCCCUCAAGUUGCAGGACAUCCUCGCCCUCUCCAGCAAUGGGCCCUUCUGCGCCCACGUCGACGGCGCGCUCAUCUUCCGCAUCAACUCCCCCGGCCCCGCCGCCUCCGACUUCACCCUCCGCCUCGCCGCCCGCGUCACCGAGUCCUCCGUCAUCACCGUCUCCCUCGGCCGCGUGCCCCGCCUCGGAUUCUCCCCCACCGGCCAGUCCCUGCUCUCCGAGAUUCCCAAGGUCGAGCGUUGCAGCGGAGACGACGAUGGCGCCUCGGACAAGGCGGACGGCGAGUCCGGCAGGGUCGUCAUUCCGGUGCACGUCCUCGAGUUCUUGCUCACCAUGAACCAUUCGGAGGAGGCCGACAACCCGGUGCCCCGGAGCGUGUCCAAUCUGCUGGUUCAUAUAGUCGACACUCAUGUGGAUCAUCUGCAGGACAUUGUCACCAGGCUUGAGAUGGAAUUGGAUUCGGUCGAGCUUGAAUUGGAUAGAGGGGGUUCCUUACUAAAGAAACAAAUGCUGGACGACCGAAGAUUCCCAAAGAUGCAUCUGAACUUGCAACGUCUUCUACAGGUAGUUUCUCAUGGGGAGCAAGUGUUCCCACGUGUUAAAGAGAAGUGUGCAACCAAGAGUUGGUUUGCAAAUGAAGAUAUCAUUGCUCUAGAAGAGCUAAUUAGUCGUCUUAGGAGGCUAAAAGAGAACUUGGGAUUUAUUGUAAAUCGUGUCACAGCAGUUCAGGCAGGUCUCGAUAGUUGGCAGUCAGAGCAAAUAAACAGAAAGCUGUACUAUCUUUCUUUUCUCUCAAUCAUCUUUCUUCCAUUGUCUAUAGUCACUGGAAUUUUUGGAAUGAAUGUAGGAGGUGUACCAUGGACUGGACAAAGAGAUCCUGAAUUACAGGAUGGGUUUAUUAAUGUCAUGAUCCUGUGCGCCAUGGUAGUGUUUCUUCUUCUGUUAUGCUUCAUCUUCCCAUCUCUUUAUGCACAUAUAUCUGCUUGGCAAAGAAAACAUUCCUUGAAAUGGAGUUGGUCUAUCAAUGGAAAAUCAUUCUUGCGAAGAAAUCCUCCAAAUGGCAUUCGAAGGAUUUCGGCAAACGGAUGUUGGAGAAGUGAUUACUUGCCCAUCUAGAAAGAUAUUUGAGCCCUUGAGUGAAUUUUCCAUCUCCAGCCUCUUGGAGGUGCUCUCUUAGCACUUCUUCGGCAUGAAUAACUAGAGAAAGAUUCCUUGAAUUUAUUUGUAAAAAUAAAACUGUUCGAGAAGCAUAAUUCUCAAAUCGGAAGCAUGGAAAGGGUUCGCGGCUGAUGUACAGUUAUCAAUGGAAACAAAGAUCAUUAUGCUGUAGUCCUUGAGAAUUAGUUAUUCAUUAUUGUUCGAGGAUCA
Messenger RNA from Musa acuminata subsp. malaccensis (wild Malaysian banana), 1923 nucleotides. RefSeq lists its product as uncharacterized. Gene Ontology annotation, molecular function: metal ion transmembrane transporter activity. The record is from RefSeq and is a predicted model, not a curated record. Gene Ontology annotation, biological process: transmembrane transport; metal ion transport. Lineage: Eukaryota; Viridiplantae; Streptophyta; Magnoliopsida; Zingiberales; Musaceae. Gene Ontology annotation, cellular component: membrane.